AUGAUAUCUAAUCCAAAAAUUAAUUACAUAACAUAACAUUCACCGAUUCCAAUUUUUCAUAAAUCCAAAAUUCCCUUCCACUUUUUAUUUAAACAAAACACAUAUUUAUCAAUAUGUCUAAUAUCAAUAAUAUGGUUUCUAUAAAUGAACAAUGGGGAAUUUCAAAAUCUUUAUCACAUUCAUCAAAAUCAAGUGAUAAUUCAAAAAUUUAAGAAUAUGCGUAAAUUAGAAAGUGUCAACUAUUAAAUGUAAACAAUCUUAAAUCUUAAUAAAAAAUAUUAAGAGACAACUCAAAACAUUAAGGAUAAUAAUAAAUUAAUCAAUCAAAAAUAAAGUAUUGAGAGAAGUGCUAAUUCUUAUCCUGUCACUAAAAUAUAAUCUACUAACAUUCAGCUACCAAAAAAAAGAUAAACUUAAUUAUAAUCUUAUACAAUCCAAGAAGUAAUUUUAAAUUUAUAUUAUUCUAAGGUCUAAUUACACAAUACUUAAGAGGAUGCAUGGAUUGUUUUAUCAGACAACAUUUAUGAUAUUACUUAUUACAUAGAUUAGCAUCCUGGAGGUAGAGAAUAAAUACUUCUAGGAAUUGGAAAGGAUGCAACAUUCCUCUUUCUCUAACAUCAUCCUUGGAUUAACUUUCAUUAUAUUCUUGAAAAAUUCUAAGUUGGAUAUUUAGUAAAAUGA
This is a messenger RNA of Paramecium sonneborni, 681 nucleotides long. Lineage: Eukaryota; Ciliophora; Oligohymenophorea; Peniculida; Parameciidae. The record is from the annotation of a GenBank genome assembly.